AUGGAGGCGGAGGGCGGCACGGGCGGCGGCGGCGUGGGCGUGGGGCGUCGAAGGCGGCGGCCGCGAGGGGCGUGGGCGCGGGGCGUGGUGCGCGCGCCGCCGCCGCCGGCCGACGCCGCGUGGCACGCUCUCGCUGCUCUUCUCGUGCCCGCCAUGGCCACCUUGAGGCCCUGGCCGAAGGGCGGCGGCGACGACGACAGCAGCAGCCCCUCGCGGGAAGGCGUCGGACGCUAUGCGUCGGACGCCGUCAGGUCGCUUGGCAACGGCGAGGUCGCGUCGCCGCCUUUGCACGUGCCGUCGCCAUCGCCGUCGCCGGCGUCGGUGCCGGACCAGCCCCUCCUGGCCCUCCUCGUCCCUCGUUUAGAUGACGAAGUAGGCGAACGUCAGGUAGAUGACGGACACGAUGAAGGACGGAUGGGGAUGCCAUGGCGUACACCAGGGUUCAUGUACACCUGGUGCAUGUCCAGCUCCGAGAUGACCAGCCCGGGUCCACUUGCUGUAGUAGCACGAGAAGUUGGAGCCACGGAGCCGUACAGGUCGAAGAAGACGCGCUAG
This is a messenger RNA of Gryllus bimaculatus (two-spotted cricket), 555 nucleotides long. NCBI's taxonomy places the organism in Eukaryota, Metazoa, Arthropoda, Insecta, Orthoptera, Gryllidae. The record is from the annotation of a GenBank genome assembly.